Messenger RNA from Aspergillus japonicus CBS 114.51, 1614 nucleotides. RefSeq names its product MFS general substrate transporter. NCBI's taxonomy places the organism in Eukaryota, Fungi, Ascomycota, Eurotiomycetes, Eurotiales, Aspergillaceae. Gene Ontology annotation, molecular function: transmembrane transporter activity. The transcript has 5 exons. Gene Ontology annotation, biological process: transmembrane transport. Bases 1 to 1614 code for a protein of 537 amino acids. The record is from RefSeq and is a predicted model, not a curated record.
AUGACCGACAUACUUGACAAGGACCUCGAGAAGGUGCACGUGGAUUUCGUGGAGAAUGUCGAGAAACCAGAACCCGCAGACCCGGUGCUGGUGGAUGAGACCGGCCGCAUUCAACGUCUGCCGGUGCCCAGCGAUGACCCCAAUGACCCCUUGAACUUUGCAGUCUGGGAGAAGACUGCCAUCAUCGUAUGUUGCUGUUGGUUCUCGAUCAUGUCACUGUCGGUGGUGGGAGGGUUGGGUUCGGUCCUCGAUGUCUUCUUCCAGCUGUACGGGGCAGAAGGCCGCAGCACCAACCAAGUAGUCUGGCUGUCGACCUUCCCUUCCCUGUUCGUGGGCGUGGGAAACUACAUUAUCCUUCCUCUCGCCCUCGUGUGCGGCCGACGACCGAUCAUGCUCAUCACCACUGUCGUCCUACUCGGCUCGCUCAUCGGAUGCGCCCUGUCGCAGAACUGGGGUCAGCACUUGGGCUUUCGUAUUCUGAUGGGCUUUACCACAGGCGCCACGGAGUCUCUUCUCCCCCUGAUGCUCGCCGAACUGACCUUCGUCCACCAACGCGGCACCAUCUACGGCAUCUACUGGGCCUCUCAGAACAUCAUAACCAGUCUGUUGACACUAGGAAGCUCGUACGAAGUGGCCGCAUUGGGCUGGCGCUGGUUCUAUUGGGUUUUCGUCCUCACCGUCGGCGUUGGUCUGGUCCUCGUAGUGUUCGGCUGCUUUGAGACCCGGUAUCAGCGCGGGGCGAUCUUCCUGCAAAACCAAGCCGUCAUCACCGACGAAUACGGCGUGACGCGAGUUCUGGGCGAGGAGGAAGCGCGCGCCUGGCUCGCCGCUCAGGGCGAGACCACCGCUCCGGGGGCCGGUGUGCACCCUCCAGCCAAGAAAUCCUAUCGCCAAAUGCUCAGCCCGUGGCCGGGCGUAUCGGCACGCCCCGUGCGGACGGUCCUCAAGACCUGGUGGCAGAUGGUCGAGAGCUUUAGCUCUCCCGGUGUGCUGUACGCGACGCUACUGGCCUCCGUCGUGCUCGGGGCGUCGGUAGGCGUGUCCCUGACGUACAACACGGUGCUCGAGUAUAACUACGGCUGGAGUGCAUCGGCGAUCGGGCUGAUUAAUUUGGGAGGCGUGUUUGGCGGAUUGGGUGGGAUGUUGUACGCGGGCAUCUUCGGCGACCGGUUCAUCGUCUGGGCCGCCAAGCGCGCGGGCGGCGUGCAUCAGCCCGAGCAUCAUCUGCUUCUGCUGAUCGCUCCGGGUUUGCUGGCCGUCGCAUCGCUCAUUCUGUAUGGUUUCACGGCGGAUGGCAACGCCACCUGGGGCGGGCCCUUCAUGGGCUGGACGCUGUACCAGGUCGCCUUCGUCUCGGUGCUUAUCCGCACGACCUCCUUCGCCACGGAGGCGUGGCCCAAGAACCCGGGCCCCGCGCUAGUGACGGUCGUGGGCACGAAGAACCUGAUCAGCUUCGGGGUGAGUUAUGGAUUGAAUCCCAUGGUCGCCAAGUAUAGUUACCCGGCGGCGAUGGGGAUUUUGGCCGGUGUGGUCGGCGGUGUCUUGCUGCUGGGCGUGCCGGUAUACUUCUAUAACCCAAAGUGGCGAAAACGCAUGAGUGCGAAGGAGAAGUGA